This is a messenger RNA of Cervus elaphus (red deer), 3978 nucleotides long. It is a transcript of the gene QTMAN, whose product is annotated as glycosyltransferase like domain containing 1. The record is from RefSeq and is a predicted model, not a curated record. NCBI's taxonomy places the organism in Eukaryota, Metazoa, Chordata, Mammalia, Artiodactyla, Cervidae. The transcript is spliced from 12 exons. Bases 284 to 1639 code for a protein of 451 amino acids. Gene Ontology annotation, molecular function: glycosyltransferase activity.
ACUCUAUAUUCCUCGAGUGUUGGGACUGAAUUUGUGCUGUUCCUGACAGUGUCCUCAGCACUUACUGCAGUACCUGACACAUAGCAGGUGAUAGACAAUACACAAAUAUCAAUUGGAUGUAAUCAACAGUAUCUCUGCAUUAGCCAGGUUGGACAAAUGUGAAGAGAGACAUCACUGUAUUUGGAUCAUCAGGUUGUGCUUAAAGAAGACUAUAAGGGAAGAACAUAUUUUCUUCUUGCCGCAAACAUUGCAGUAGAAGAUCUGUGAAGGUUUGAAAGGGCCAAUGAGUAUUCUCAUCAUUGAGGCAUUCUAUGGUGGGUCCCAUAAACAGCUGGUGGAUCUGCUUCAAGAAGAGUUAGAAGACUCUGUCCUUCAUACCCUGCCUGCAAAGAAAUGGCACUGGAAAGCAAGGACAUCAGCUUUGUACUUCUCUCAGAACAUUCCCACCAGUGAGCGUUACAGGAUCCUCUUUGCAAGCUCAGUGCUUAACCUGACAGAACUGGCUGCCCUUCGACCUGACCUUGGGAAAUUGAAAAAGAUUCUGUACUUCCAUGAGAACCAAUUGGUGUAUCCUGUCAAGAAAUGUCAGGAGAGGGAUUUCCAAUAUGGAUACAACCAAAUUCUCUCCUGCCUGGUGGCUGAUGUGGUGGUAUUCAACUCAGUUUUUAAUAUGGAGUCAUUUCUCACUUCUAUUGGAAAAUUCAUGAAGUUGAUUCCUGAUCACAGACCCAAGGAUCUGGAAAGCAUCAUCAGACCCAAGUGCCAAGUUAUUUACUUUCCCAUCAGGUUUCCUGACGUGAGCAGAUUCAUGCCCAAGCACAAAGCGGCCCAUUUACGGAAGAUACUCAGCCUCACAGAAAACAAUGGCACUGCUCCAUCCACGGCCCUUCCUUUCCAGCAGGAGCUGAGAGGUUCUGAGAAUUUAUUGAAGAGUUUUGAUUCAAAGUCUGGCCCCUGUGACGCUGCACGACAAGAAAGCCUGGGUUGCUCAGAAAGGCAGGAGUCAUCCUUGAAAACAUUCAACUCCUCAGAUGAUUCAAGCACCCAUCGUGGGGAACAUAAACAAAAUCAGUGUGGCAUUUUGGCUGAAGCUGAUGAUCAACAAAGACCAUUACAUAUUGUCUGGCCUCACAGGUGGGAGCAUGAUAAAGAUCCGGAGAGUUUUUUUAAGAUAUUGAUGCAUCUUAAGGACUUAGGACUCAAUUUCCACGUAUCUGUCCUUGGAGAAACCUUCACAGAUGUCCCAGAUAUAUUUUCAGAAUCCAGAAAGGCAUUGGGAUCUUCUGUGUUGCACUGGGGCUACUUACCCAGCAAAGAUGACUAUUUCCAAGUACUGUGCAUGGCUGAUGUUGUCAUCUCAACAGCUAGGCAUGAAUUCUUUGGAGUGGCAAUGUUGGAAGCUGUGUAUUGUGGGUGUUACCCGCUUUGUCCCAAAGAUUUGGUUUAUCCCGAAAUAUUUCCAGCUGAAUAUCUGUAUUCUACACCUGAACAGCUUUCAAAAAGGCUCCAGAAUUUCUGCAAGAGACCAGAUAUUACAAGAAAACAUCUCUAUAAGGGUGAAAUGGCUCCUUUUUCUUGGGCAGCCCUACAUGGUAAAUUCAGGUCUCUGCUUACAGCAGAACCUAGGGAAGAUUUGUGACAGAUGGGGCUAAGUCACAAACUUGCAGCCUAAGGCAGAAUCUGUAGAACUUUCCAGAGUGUGCCCAUAUUUACCUGAUCAGAGAGAAAAGAAAAUCUGCAGAGGAAGCUGAGCCUGGCUGCUUGUCAUAGCUGACACAGAGCCAUCUGCCACAAACCUGUGGCGGCUUCAGAUCUCCAAUCCCUGCCACCACCCCAACUCAAAUUAAAUACAGAUUCCUAGAGACGUUAUGAUGCUUACACAUGUCCUCGGCAUCACAUGGAGGAGACUGUUCAAAAAAAAUAUGUGGCCUGUUGUAUAACCGCACUCAUGUAUCCCAUAUGUGGUGCCACAUUGAAUUUCCGGUUGAAUCCGUUUUUAUCCUUUGUACUGGAUGACAUGGUGCCUGAAUUCUUUCUUUUCGCCGACACGAUGGCAGCCAAACUACAGCUUCAAACGCUCUCACUUGGCUGGGUUUCUACCUAGGUUGCCAGGUUAUCAUUGGAGCCUUCUUGUGUCCUCAGAGGGCCACAGGGCCUGGAAGGAGGAUCAGAAUGCUACUGACUAAUUGGGCAGCCAUCUCGGAAUUGUUUGUGGGCAAAGAGCUGCUUUAGCACUUUUCUUUUAGCAAAUUAAUGACUCCCUGGCACCGGGGUUUUAAGUGAAGGUAUUAAUAAGGAGUCUGGCAGGUAUUCCCAUGAUUCACAGAGUUACAUUUGCAUUUAAUUUAUCUUAAAGAAAGUUGCAAGAUAAACAGCUGUAAUUCAGACAAACAUGGGAAAUACACUAAGUGGGGCCAUCUCGCCCAUAAAAUGAACACAGAGAUACUUGUUUUAAUUUUUUUCCAGGGAUAAAAAUAGAGAAAUAAAAAUACUUCUUAGAAAACAAGUAAUUUUGAUAUAAAUGUUUGUCAAAAAUAUUUGCAUCCAGCUACAAAUAUAAUCUUCUUGAGAUAAAUCACUUAUGAUUCCAAUAGUCAAGCUGGUGUAUUUGUUAAUGUCAAGAUAUUUUGAAUGGCUAGAUUGUAAAAUAAAUUUUUAAUAAAGUGCCCACUGCAAUUUUUAAUUAACAUAUCACAUUUCCAUGUAAGUGUGUACAUCUAUCUGUAUGUUUCUCUCGGAAUACUUUCCUUGUGUCAGAGACAACGAAUACAAUUGUUUCUUUUCCCGAUGAACAAGGAUCUGUUUUGCAAAUGUUUGUGAGAUAUUAUGACAUUUCCAAGAUUUUCUUUGCAUUCUGGAAAGCAGGAGGUAAACAUUUGUAGUCAUUAAGGUAAAGUCUGUUGAUAAACCAUCUUCUGUUUACUGACAGGUAAAUUGUAACUCUCCUAGCUUUUGAAAUGAGUAACUUCUAUAAGCUGUAAAGUGAGGAACAGCCAGGGAGAAGGGGGUAGACAAGGGCCAAGCCUGGCUCUUUGGCUUUUGGAAGGACUGAGUUGUCUAGCAGGCAUCUGAGACAGAGGGGGCACUGGUUCAAAAGUCUGGUAGGACCCAUUUGACAGAUAGCAAAAGUGUAAGCAGGAAAUAGAUCAAGGUAGAGCCCUCGAGCUAGAGGCAGUCUUGCAGAUCAGAAAAAAGCAGCAGUUCAAGGCCCAGGAGGCCAAGGAAUUUAAAAGCAGGGAGAGUUAAGAAGCAAAAACAACAGGUUCUAUCUCUGCGCAGAGUCCUCCCUGACCAGUGUGAGAGCCCUAUGUAUGAUGGAUGUCACAGCACUGGAUUUGAGUCCUCCUCCCGUUCUGAGAAGGCACUGGACAAAUUAGCCCAUAAAACAAAGGGCUCGGGAAUUAUUUGAGAAGUCCCUUCUGGUCUGAGACUGUGAAACUUGCAAUCUAUCGGUUAUGUUCCUUUUGAGUGCAAAAGCUAAUAUAAAAAGGCCUAAGAGCUUUUUAGACUCUUCUCCUGAGCAGGGUUUAGCAUCUAAAGGGAUGCUUCGGUUAGAAAGGUGCCGUGUUAUAGAUAACGUCUCUCAAAACAAUAUUAUACUCUCACAGCCAAGAGACAGUGCUUACUUCAUUAUGUCCUACUAUCCUGAAAAUGAUGAGCUCACAUUUCAUAGUGAAUCGUGUAUUAUAUGCAUAACUAUCCAUAUAUACUUUUCUCACUAAUUCAAGGGAAAACAACAUUAAUUACCAUUCAGAUAGUGCAUCUGAAACACUUAAAUAUUUGCCUGAUUUUGGCAAACACAAUAUCGCAAGUUACCUGUGUACAAAGAUGCUUUUCUACACCCAUAAGCUCAAAUCAAAUUUUGGCUUUAGCUGUGCCAGCAUUACUUAUGGAAUAAAAAUUUGCAAUAAAGUGGUCACUUCUUAAAACUAUACUGUUGGAUUGGUAUUAGUGCAAUAAAUAAGCAAUAAAAACUCU